Drosophila willistoni is the source of this 385-nucleotide messenger RNA. RefSeq names its product 40S ribosomal protein S28 (gene RpS28-like). Bases 96 to 305 code for a protein of 69 amino acids. The transcript has a single exon. Gene Ontology annotation, cellular component: ribosome; cytosolic small ribosomal subunit. The record is from RefSeq and is a predicted model, not a curated record. Lineage: Eukaryota; Metazoa; Arthropoda; Insecta; Diptera; Drosophilidae. Gene Ontology annotation, molecular function: structural constituent of ribosome. Gene Ontology annotation, biological process: maturation of SSU-rRNA; ribosomal small subunit assembly; translation.
UUUCGUUGAUAAGGUAUAAAAGUAAAUAAUCGAUUCACUCUGUAUUGUUUAUUCGAAAAAAUAAGAUAAAAGAUUAAAUUAUUUGAAAUUACAAAAUGUUCAAGAAAUUGUCUAAAAUGAGAACGCCAACCACUAAGGCUCGAGUUAUCAAAGUUUUGAGCCGUAUUGGGGCAAGUGGACGACUCACUGAAUGCCGUCUGCAGCUGUUGGAGCCUCCGCGGCAUCAAAUAAUGCGCGCUGUGAAAGGACCCGUUCGUACAGGACAAAUCAUUGAGAUUGAUGAAUUGGAAACAUUUAAUCCAUAAGAAUCGAAUCGGAAGAAAGUUAUAUUUUUGUCAUUUAAUUGUCUUGUCGGUUAAACCCCAAAAAAAAUAUAUAUACAUAU